This is a messenger RNA of Linum trigynum, 849 nucleotides long. The record is from the annotation of a GenBank genome assembly. NCBI's taxonomy places the organism in Eukaryota, Viridiplantae, Streptophyta, Magnoliopsida, Malpighiales, Linaceae.
AUGAUUAUCAUAGAUGAAUUACCAUUUAGGUAUGUUGAACAUGAAGGGUUCAAACGGUUUAUGGCUCGUGUUUGUCCAAUGUUUGUGUUACCUAGCCGUCAGACCGUUAGAGAGGAUUGUAUCAAGGUGUUCUUUGAAAAUAUAGAGUUGUUGAAGGACUAUUUCAAGACUAAGUGUUUAGGGAUGGUAUCGCUCACCACUGAUACUUGGACUUCUUUGUCCAAUCUCAAUUAUAUGUGCAUUACUGCUCAUUUCAUUGGUAGAGAUUGGAAAUUGCAUAAAAGAAUUAUUAACUUUGUCCAAGUUACAAAACAUUAUGGAAGUGAAAUUGGAAAACAGUUGGCUAGUUGUUUGGUGGAGUGGGGCAUUAGGAAGGUGUUUUGUAUAACAAUGGACAAUGCUAGUGUCAAUGAUGUGGUUGCUAUCUAUAUGAAGGAACAGUUGAAAGAGUGGGGAUCAGAUAUUUUGGAUGGAAAAUAUCUGCAGAUGAGGUGUGUGGCUCACAUUAUUAAUUUGGCUGUGAAGGAUGGGCUUAAAGAAACUGGUAAAUCUGUGGAGCGAGUGAGAGAUUCUGUGAAGUGGGUUAAAUCUACACCAGCUAGGAGCAGAAAAUUUAAAGAUUGCAUUGAGUUUGAAAAGAUAGCUUCGAAGAAAUUUGUUUCGUUGGAUGUAGCUACAAGGUGGAACUCAACGUAUCUGAUGUUGGAACCUGCAAAGCCAUUUGAGAAAGCAUUUCAGACAUUAGCUAGAAAUGAUAAGAAAUUCAAGAAACAUCUCAAUGAAAAAAAUAUGGAAAUGAAAGUCUUGGUAUCACGGCUUCUGAUGAUUGGUCUAGUGUGGGAUGGUUGA